UUUGCUGUGUUAGGCGCCUAAUGAGUCAGUCGACUUUUGCACGUCGCGGGUGAAAAUUCAGCAAGUGAAUUUUCCUUCAGUACCGAAACAGUAAAUAGAAUUUUUGUUUACGCAGCGACGAGAAAAUAUUGAAUAGUUCUGUGCGCUUUUUCUGUUGAUAUCUUUGUUCUGGAAUUUGUGGAAUUUUUAUAUCUUUUGGCGCACAAAUUAAAACAAAGCGCGAACAGCAAAAAUCGGGCAACGAUACCAUAAACAUGCAAGAGUUAAUUACCAUUCCCAAGAUGCCAGAGAAACUGGCAGCAAGACUAACAACAGCCACACAAAAGAAACUCAGAAACAUAGUCGAUGAUAUUAAUAACAUAUCGAAAGCUGUUCUAUCUGAUAAUUGUGAUGAUGGGGCCGCAGUUGCUAACCGCGAAUGCCAAAUUCAGGUGAAAACGGAGAACCAAACACCCUACCCGGGCAUCUCACGAUUGACGCCUUCGCUGUAUCUUUGCGGUGCCGCAGCUGUUGUGCCCGCCCACCUGGACAAACUGGGCGUGAGCUGUGUGGUGAAUGUGGCUCCCGAGUUGCCGGACACACCUCUCUCCAGCGUCAGCAAUCCGCUGUAUUUGCGCAUCAAUGCCCAGGAUCGAGCUGGCGUCAAUUUGGCCGCAUACUUCGAUGAGGUGGCCGAUUUGAUUGAGGAAGUGCGUCUCAGUGGCGGCUGCUCCUUGGUCCAUUGUGUCGCCGGCGUCUCACGCUCGGCUUCGCUGUGCCUCGCCUAUCUCAUCAAAUACGGCGGCAUGAGUUUACGUGAAGCAUAUCUUCAUGUCCAAUCGAUACGUCCCCAAGUUCGACCAAAUUCUGGAUUCUUUCUCCAGUUGAGACAGUAUGAGCAGGAGAUGCGAGGCAGUUGCUCAGUGGAAAUGGUUUAUUUCGCAUCGCUGGACAAGGAAAUUCCGGAUAUUUUGGAACCGGAAUACAGAGCCAUGGAGGACUUUUAUCAAAGAUAUCGCAGCUCACUGAAGAAGCGUUAAAGUGUCCGGAGUCCAGCUUAAUUAUUAUUUGAUGUGAUAUGUGAACUUUUAGUAAUUAUUGUACAUAUAUAUAUUUGUUUUUAUUGUUAGUCAUUAUUUAAUUGUAGCACCUAAUAUGCUGAAUUCUACUACAUUUUAUAUGUAUGUAUAUGUUGUAUAAAUGCAUCGAAAAUAUAUAAUUCAUAGAA
Messenger RNA from Drosophila albomicans, 1207 nucleotides. Its product is annotated as dual specificity protein phosphatase 18. Gene Ontology annotation, biological process: protein dephosphorylation. The record is from RefSeq and is a predicted model, not a curated record. NCBI's taxonomy places the organism in Eukaryota, Metazoa, Arthropoda, Insecta, Diptera, Drosophilidae. Gene Ontology annotation, cellular component: cytoplasm. The coding region runs from base 255 to 1019 and encodes 254 amino acids. Gene Ontology annotation, molecular function: protein tyrosine/serine/threonine phosphatase activity. The transcript has 2 exons.